AUGACUGGAUGUGGAUUGGGGUUUGCAUUUGGCGUGUACCAAGAACUAUACGAGUCUAUCGGGGGCCCGUUCCAGGGUGUGAACCCGGCUGCCAAUCUCAUUGGAACACUUUCAGCAUCUUUGAUGACGCUAGGGGCUCCUCUUGCAACUAUUGGGUUGAAGAAAUAUGAUCCUCGUCUGGUGGUCCUUCUCGGGGCAGCCCUGUUUGCUAUAUCAGGGAUGAUUUGGGCGCCAUUCCUCCGCUAUUUGAUAUCUGCUGUUGGAAUCCUGGCCUUACCGAAUCAGCCAGGGUCGCAAAAAAAAGAUCGAAAUGACCAGCCCACCCGUGGCAGGGGCAAGACUACGACAGAAAAGGCUCCUAUACAAUCUCCAAAAUUCAUCACCCAUGCAAGUGGUACUGCGCUACAAGCAGCAGCAUAUAUGAUUCCCAUGUACUUCAUGUCAUCCUACGCUAGGACAUUAGGAUACACAACCGCUGCUGGCGCAAAUACCAUUGCCUUGAGCAAUGCUUGCAACUCCGGAGGGAAGAUCAUCAUAGGAUACUAUGCAGAUCGAUUAGGAUGUUUCAACACCCUCGUCCUCGACUCUUGGCAAUUCAGUGAUCAGAUUUUCCAUUUGCUAUAUUUCAGUCGCGCCAAUUGGUACUAA
Molecule: messenger RNA, 648 nt
Organism: Penicillium canariense
Lineage: Eukaryota; Fungi; Ascomycota; Eurotiomycetes; Eurotiales; Aspergillaceae
Exons: 2
Coding region: 1-648 (215 amino acids)
Cellular component (GO): fungal-type vacuole membrane
Source: RefSeq, a predicted model, not a curated record